GGGCGUCACCUGGGACCCCCGAGACGGCUGCGCGCGGCGCGGCGGCGGCGGCGGCGGAGGAGGAGGACGGGACUCGGCGGCGCGGAAGACGCUGUGAGCGCCCGGAGGUCUCUGCGCCGCUUCGGGGGUAUAUAUACCUCUGACUGGCUUUACGAUUCUUACUUCUGGAUUUAAAUUUUUUUCUUUAAAUAAAACAAAUAAACUUGGACGGAUGAAAGAUGUGCCAUGGCAGGAUAGCACCAAAGAGCAGCUCAGCGUUUGCCGUAGCCUCUGUGGGACAUGGAGUAUUCCUUCCACUCGUGAUCCUCAGCACCCUGUUUGGAGAUGGAUUAGCCUCUGUGUGUCCCCUGCCCCCAGAGCCAGAAAAUGGUGGUUAUAUCUGCCACCCCCGGCCCUGCAGAGACCCCCUGACAGCUGGCAGUGUCAUCGAGUACCUGUGUGCAGAAGGCUACAUGUUGAAGGGUGACUACAAAUAUCUGACCUGUAAGAAUGGCGAGUGGAAGCCAGCCAUGGAGAUCAGCUGUCAUCUCAAUGAAGACAAAGAAACCCACACAUCACUCGGGGUCCCUGCUCUGUCCAUAGUGGCUUCCACUGCCAGCUCGGUGGCGCUCAUCCUUCUCCUCGUGGUGCUGUUUGUGCUGCUGCAGCCAAAGCUGAAGUCUUUCCACCAUAGCAGGCGUGACCAGGGAGUAUCUGGGGACCAAGUCUCCAUCAUGGUGGAUGGAGUCCAGGUUGCACUACCAUCGUACGAGGAAGCUGUAUAUGGCAGUUCUGGUCACUGCAUGCCGCCUGCUGACCCCAGAGUGCAGAUCGUACUGUCAGAAGGGUCUGCACCCAGUGGGAGAAGCAUGCCAAGGGAACAGCAACUACAGGGCCAAGGGGCCUGCUCCUCUGCAGGCGGAGAGGAUGAGGCCCCAGGCCAGUCUGGACUGUGUGAAGCCUGGGGCUCACGGGGCUCAGAGCCUGUGAUGGUGCACCAGGCAACCACCUCUUCCUGGGUGGCUGGCUCAGGGAGCAGCCGGCUGGCGCACAAAGACACCGCAGAUUCGGAGAGCAGUGACGUACAAAGCCUUUUAUCCCUCACGUCGGAGGAGUGCACGGAUGACAUCCCGUUGCUGAAAGAAGCAUGAGGGUGCAGCUGGCCUCUCCUCUCUGCCCUUUGUCCUUCUCCUGUGGGUGAACACCGUCUUCUCCAGCUGCCCCACCCGGAUACCUGAGCUGCCACCUGUGUAUCUGUGUCCCUGAAGGCCUGCUCUAGGAAACUCCAGGAAGACUCUCGCCAUCUGCCUGCUGGACAGCUGGAGGGGCUGUCUGUCUGCCUGGCCCAGCCUUCCCAUCUGUCAGGGACAUAUUUGAAUGUGCUGGAUCGAACCCUCCCUUUCCAGAGCCUUCAGGUCCCUCCCAGCCAGCUCUGGUGGCAGCUCCCACAGCUGUGAGGCCCGAGCACCCGCUGUGUUUACUUGUGCCUUCCCCACCCUGUCCAGGCUCCUGUCAUGCAGGUGGGUUGUAUCCACAGGCCUUAGUGGUACUGCCACCUGUGCCCAGGGGCUGGACCCAGGGCUGCAGAAGCAGGUUCCAGAGUGAAGGUCCUCGUGGCCAGAGUAUGGGUCCCUGGACUUGCCCUGUGUGGACACACACGGAUGGUGUGUUUCCUUAAGUGGGGAUUGAGGAUCUGGGAAGUCAUGCCAAAGCCCCAGCACUCAGAUGUCCAGCUGAAGUGUAGGCUCCUGGCCCUGUAGAGUUGAGCAUUUCCAAGAAGCACCCAGAAGACCCUGCAGGAGGGGAAGAAGGGGUCAGAUAAUGGUCGUCUUCCUAAUAUGCAAAUUUUCAUUUCCUGCUUCCAGCAUUGGCUGCCUUGGACUUGGUUUUUCUUUUCACGAAUAAGAGGGAGUUGCAUGCUGUCUUCUGGGCUUUGUCCUAGGCAGCUCAGCUUCCUUGCUGCCCGUAGGGCCCUGGGGUCUGCUGAGAUGCUCUGAUGGCUCAUCUGGGCUCUGGCAGUCAGGGCAGGUUGCCCCUUUCUAGGUUUGUGGUGAUGGAGGGGAGGCCGAAAGGCACAGACCAAGUUCCUGGGUGGCUGCAGGCAGCUCCAGCCUGGUCCUGAGGAUCCUCUUCACCACGGUCACGUGCCUUAGUAACUAUGCCCCGGAAGUGACCUGCUGUGUCGCCGCUUUUCCUCCACCUGCCCCUUCCCGCGCUCCUCCACAUGUGUGCUGACAGUGAGCCACUCCUUAUCUUCUGUCAGGCCGAGAAAGGUCCUCGGCACCCCUGGCCUUACCAGCUGAGGCAGGCUGAUGGAUACCCUGAAGCCCGACUCCCAGGCCCUUGUAGACCUCAGAUGUCGGCCUGGGGCAGGGAGCUGUUGCUGGGGCCUCCGGUACCACUGCACUGAAAGCUAACAAGUCUGGGCAGCCAAGCCCCGCCAGUCGGCUACCUUUCGGGGAGGACAGAUGUGGCAUUAAGGAAUGUUUGCUUUUGUUUUUGUUGUGUUGUAUUUUUUUCCUCCCCCUGAAGUGAUAGGGCUGGAAGCUUUGAAGUUCCUCCCCCAAGCCUCUCUGGAAUGGUAAAAAUAACGAAGUCCAGUUUUCACUUUCAGCCCUGACAAGGUUAGCUCCAAUUAUCGCUGGUCCAGAAGAUAGGAGAAUGGCUGAGUUUUCCCAGCCUACCGCUCCCCACCUCUGCGCUUACAAAGCACUUUACUCCCAGUCACGCUUGGCCUCCUGCCACCCCCAUCUUCUUCCUCUCAGGGUUAGGGCAGUGCCUGUUGUGCCUGCUGGCCAUUCCCAUCCUGUACCCAAGAACCCUGUCUUCGUGUCUGAAGUCCAGGCAAGUGUGGUUGGCUAAGGAAUAAUGAGUUGGAGAAGGUACUGGAAGCCUGGGGAAGAUAAGACAUACCUACUAGUGGUUGCCAUCAUAGGCAUACUUUGGGGUCCCAAGGCCUCCAGCCACGUUAACAUGGCUGUCUUUAAUCCUCAGUGGCCCCCUGCAGGGAGAAGUAGGGUGGCGGACAGAAAUCUCCUCAAUGAUCCAUCUGCUUUUGUGUGCUGCUUUUCUAAAUUCUGCUCUGGCAUAGUUGUAAAGUGUAAGGUCCUGCCCUUUUCUCUGUCUCUUGGGGUUUUUGCUCCCCAAGAGAUUACACUUUUGUUUUGUGUUUAUUCAGCCAGGUAGGCUUGGUCCAUGGGUGAAAGAACCGCCCGGUUUCUCCUCCUGUUUCACUAGCCGUUGAGCUGCUCUUGGGAUUACAAGCCCAGGCUUGCCUAACCAGAGGACAGAAGGGCCGUGCUGUCCUGUCACUGACUGGAGAGGGCCUCCUCCUGGAGACCCUCAUUCACCUUUGUUGGCAUUGUGACUUCUUCCUUCUGUGUUUCUCUUUCCCAUGAAGUACUCUCUUAAUCAUUAUCCGUGUGCUUCAGCUCCUGGGCCUCGUCCCUUGCAAAAGGUCUGGGGACUCCACAACUGGCCUGGCUAGAAACAGGGCCAGUGGCAAGUGGCAGUGUGUUGGGCACAAGAAAGCAUGGAGCAAGUGGGAAGGAAACUAGCCACAGCCCAGCUUUCCCAGGCUCGCUGGGGCGCCCUGCAGAAGACCUGCAGGGGAGACGGUCUUUCACAAAGUUUGUUCGUUGGGCCCACCCUUGAGCUGAUUCAGUGCAGUCACACUCUAUCAACUUUCAAGGGUCAGAAUGGUAAAAAUCACUCAAAAUUUCCGUCCUCCCAUGCCUUAGUUUAGCCAGUAGGCUCUGUCUUUUGCCAUUUCUGUCUUUAAUGUGCUGUGUUCCUGUUUCACUGGGUGUAAACUGUGAAAUGGGCUGAGUCCUGGCCACUUAGUGAGUUUGGUUUUAUAAGGCAUUUCAGUGUACAUUGUACAAGCACUCCAUUUGCAAAGAGAACUGUAACUAAGACUGUCUCUCCUAUUUGGCCUGCCCUCCUCCUCCCACCUCCAGCUCUAAAGUUGUUUGGAGAAGCUGGGCUACCAGACAGACAAAGGUAUACUUUUCCUGCUUCAUGAGUGGCAGCGUGGGGACAGAUGGCACUUAGCCAUUUUUCUCCCACUCAUAUCAGAGCUCUCAAACCACUGGCUUCCCACUUAACAAUAUCUCCUCCAUUUCUGAGGAACAUUCUUGCACAGAGAAUGAAAUAUGCUGCAAACAUUUCUAGUAGGUCCUUGCUCCUCCCGCCCUUCCUCAAGAGCAGAAGGGGCUGUAAGGAGCGUGGCACGGGCUUUACAGCUUCAUCACAGGUGUUCCUGCCCCUUACUGUGCGGGUUGGGGGGGGGAGGCUUCUCUGCAGGGCCUGCUGGGUCUCCUGCAGAGCUUAGAAAACCUUUUGUUUAACAGAUAUUUGGGCUGAAGGUUGUAGUAGCUGGUUCCCUGGAGAGCCAAAGGUGGCAAGGCCUGCUUUGCUGAGAAAUGAUCUUUAAUUUCAAGUGUAUCAACUUUGAAGAAAGUCCUCUGCCUAGCAGCAGAGCUCACUGGAGAGGAUGCAGAACAACGCACUCAGAUUGCUGAGCAGGGCAGGGGUAGCUCGUUGGCCUGGCGUUUUAAGGUUGUCUCACCACUAUGGGACCCUUUGCAGAAUGGUACUCGUAUAAUGGUUUAAAACAACACAUGCAUAAUUGACUGUGCAGGAUGUCAAUCAAUUUGGGUUUGCUUUAUUUUAUUUUAUAUAUAUAUUUUUUGGUAUCCUGUACAUUGCAGUGGGUGUGAAGAUAGUAUUUUAAUAUUUGUACAAAGUUUAAUUUAAUUUUAAUUGUCCUAUGUAUAUAACUGCAUUUCUAAAUAAUAAUAAUAAAAAAAUUCUUAUGAA
Molecule: messenger RNA, 4800 nt
Organism: Jaculus jaculus (lesser Egyptian jerboa)
Lineage: Eukaryota; Metazoa; Chordata; Mammalia; Rodentia; Dipodidae
Gene: Susd6
Product: sushi domain containing 6
Exons: 6
Coding region: 219-1130 (303 amino acids)
Source: RefSeq, a predicted model, not a curated record